Molecule: messenger RNA, 324 nt
Organism: Symbiodinium sp. CCMP2456
Lineage: Eukaryota; Dinophyceae; Suessiales; Symbiodiniaceae
Source: the annotation of a GenBank genome assembly
AUGAAACAGUCCUACACGCUGCAGGUGCUGGCAGGGUUCCUCGCCCUGCUAGCUGCAAGCUUACAAGGCUGUGGCUGCGACACAACGAAGGCUGCGGAAUGCAUCUCUACCUGGGAGCAGUUCGCCGCAGACAAUCGAAAUGACAUCUGGGACGGGGCGGUGACGCGACCUUGUGCAGCAUUGAAGGACAUGGUCAAUUGCAUCAUGGACCUCAACUGCUGCGAAGAUUAUGAGAUCAGCCAAAGCAUGAACAACGGCAUCGGCCUCAUCUCGAACAACGGCGGGUGCACAGGCGACAACGCGUUGCCAAACUGUAACUUCUGA